Drepanopeziza brunnea f. sp. 'multigermtubi' MB_m1 is the source of this 6678-nucleotide messenger RNA. Lineage: Eukaryota; Fungi; Ascomycota; Leotiomycetes; Helotiales; Drepanopezizaceae. The record is from RefSeq and is a predicted model, not a curated record.
AUGUCCGCAAUCACAAGCGGGCCUUACGCAGCUCCAGAACCCCCAAAUGCUCCUUCGAAUCGGGCUAGCCAAGGGCCUACAAAUGGACAUACCAAUGGGCCUACCAAUGGGCCUACCAAUGGGCCUACCAAUGGAAAUAGCCAUGGAAAUAACCGAGGGAACAAUGGCAACCUGAAUACCUCUGCGAUGUACACAACUGGCUUUACUCACGGUUAUACACAGGGCUUCAUAACCGGCUUAACUCAGCCUGAGAAACCGAACCAGAAACCAAUCGCAAUUGUUGGAAUGUCAUGUCGUCUACCUGGCGAUGUUAGUACGCCUGAUCAGUUGUGGGAGUUGUGUUCUCGCUCUAGGACAGGAUGGACAGAAAUUCCUAAGGAGCGUUUCGAGAGCGCAAGCUUCCACCAUCCAAACCCUGGAAAGCGCGGAUGCUUCAAUCCGACCGGAGGAAACUUCUUGAAAGAGGAUCUCGGCCUGUUCGAUGCGCCUUUUUUCAGUCUCACCGCGCAAGAGGCGACAUCUAUGGAUCCUCAGCAGCGUAUCCUACUCGAGUGCACGUUCGAAGCACUUGAGAGUGCAGGUAUUCCCAAACACACGAUCGUGGGACAGAAUGUUGGUGUUUUCAUAGGCGGGUCAUUUUCCGAAUACGAGUCGCAGCUCUUUGCGGAUACAGAAUCCAUUCCAAUGUAUCAAGCUACAGGUAAGAAACGGGUCCAUCGAGCUUUCCCACUUCUUCGAUCUUCGCGGACCCAGCUUCACGAUGGACACAGCCUGCUCGUCGAGUCUCGUAGCGCUGCACCAGGCCUGCCAGAGUUUGCGAACGGGGGAAUCAAAGAUGGCGCUCGUUGGGGCAUGCCAUUUGAACACAUUGCCGGAGUUCUGGAUAUCGUUCUCAAUGUCACGGGAGAUCGUUCUCCUUUGAUGACCGUGGUACAGGCUCUAGCAGACAACGAUAACAUUCGCGCUGUGGUCGUAGGAAGUGGAAUAAAUCAAGAUGGCAAAACACCUGGAAUAACUAUGCCAAACGGCGAUGCGCAAGAGUCACUCAUUCGAUCGGUCUACCAAGACGCCGGCCUCAAUCCCAAAGAUACUGGCUACGUUGAAGCUCAUGGUACGGGUACAAAAGUGGGAGAUCCCAUCGAAGCAGCUGCACUUCGGAAUGUGUUUAGCGAAGGCCGGACUGCGAGGACGCCUCUGUUCGUCGGAUCUGUGAAAUCGAACAUUGGCCAUCUUGAAGCAGCUGCGGGUAUCGUUUCAGUCAUAAAGACAGCACUAAUGCUUGAACGGGGAUUUAUAUUGCCGAAUUACGAUUUCAAGAAACCCAACGAGAAAAUCCCUCUUGCCCAGUGGAAUCUCAAGGCAAGUUCCGGUCGUCCAAUGCCCAUGGCCAAGGGGAAAACGCCCAGUUCGGUACAGCCCAGAAAACUUUUCGUCUUUUCUGCCAACGACAAGACCACGCUGGAGGCCAUGAUGAAGAACAUCGGGAUUUAUCUCGAGCAACGGCCCGAAAUUUUCCAAAGUGAAUUGUUGACCAAUGUCUCUUAUACGCUUGGACAACGGCGGUCAUUUAUGCAGUGGAGAGUCGCUAUUUCAACGCCGACCUCGUUUGAGCUGAUUGAGACUCUGAACAGCGGAAAAAUUACUCCGACUCGACAAACCGAUUCACCCAGAAUUGGGUUCGUCUUUACAGGCCAGGGUGCUCAAUGGAGUGCAAUGGGUCGCGAACUGUACGCGCAAUACCCUGUCUUCAAACAAACGAUGGACGCCUGUGAGAAAUGCUUGGUGUCGCUUAACGCGACUUUCUCGCUUCUAGAUGAGCUAAGUAAGGAUGCUGAGACAUCGGCCAUCAACGAAGCCCAUAUCAGCCAGCCUGCGUGUACAGCGAUCCAACUGGCCCUGACAGAUUUAAUACGGUCUUGGGGAAUUUCUCCCACCGCCGUUGUAGGCCACUCGAGUGGAGAGAUUGCGGCCUCUUACGCCGCUGGCAUCUUACCUCUGGCGUCUUGCAUGGCAAUUUCGUACUAUCGGGGAAUGGCUAUUGUGAAUUUGAAGAAACAUUUCCCCAAAUCAAAGGGGGGUAUGAUGGCCGUCGGGGGCGGCGAAGAAGAUAUUGCGCCACUCAUCGCUCAACUCAAAGCUAAAGAAGUCAGAAUUGCUUGCUACAACAGCCCAUCGAGUCUUACUAUCUCAGGCGACGUGGAAGCGCUGGACGAGCUGCAGACGCUGGUCGAAGCGAAGCAAAUUUUUAACAGGAAGCUCCAAGUUGACGUCGCCUACCACUCCCACCACAUGAACUUGGUUGCCGAUAAGUACGCUGAGCCCCUGGAAUACAUUGAUCAGCCAGUGAACACAGAUGUGUUGUUUUACUCUUCACUACAUGGUCAUCUCGUUGAGGGCUUAGAGCUUGAGCCAUCCUACUGGGUUGACAAUCUCACGAACGCGGUGCGAUUCUCAGAAGCCCUCACCAGCAUGUGCAAGCCCGUCGAUGGCUACAAAACUGGCGUCGACAUGCUCAUCGAGAUUGGACCUGCUGCUGCGCUCGCGGGCCCUAUCAAGCAGAUUUUGAAAGCAAGUGGACCAAAUGCAGCGGCAAUACCUUACUGUUCAGCUCUGGUAAGAAAAAAGGACGCCGUUGAGUCAGGAAUGGACCUAGCAGCUAUGCUGUUCCUCAAGGGGGCGCCUAUUGACCUCGCUGCCGUCAACUUCCCAGUCCUCAAGAAGGUGCCUACAUUGCUAGUAGAUUUGCCUCGUUAUCCUUGGAAUCAUCAAACGAAAUACUGGCACGAAUCAAGACUGGUCCAAAAGCAUCGGAACCGAGCAACUCCGAGAAAUGAUAUUAUUGGGACUGUAGCGAACUACUCGAACGACUUGGAGCCAACGUGGAGGAAUAUUCUUCGUAUCGACGAACUUCCUUGGCUUCGACAUCACAAAAUCCAGGGUCUCACACUAUUCCCGAUGUCAGGUUUCCUGUCCAUGGCCAUCGAGGCUGCGUCUCAGAGAGCAGCAACACGCGGAUCUCACUUUGAGACAUUUGUCCUCCGCGAUGUUAAUGUCACGGCUCCGCUUAUGAUCACCGACCAAGAUAUCGAGACGACUAUCCAGCUUCGGUCUGCCCAUGAUGGCCCCUCUGCUUCCUCGGAGACAUGGGAUGAAUUCAGGAUUCACUCAUAUGUCGAUGGAAAGGGGUGGACAGAGCACUGCAAAGGAUUUGUUGGCGUCCGAGAACACGAGACGAAUGACUUUGAUCGGGCCAAACUCGCCGAGAGUUCGAAGAACCUGUUGGGCGCCAGUAUCUCGGCAAUCGAAAGCGAAAGCACAAUCCAAGUAGACAAGGACAAGAUGUACAAUUCUCUCUCUGAGCUAGGAGUUGCUUACGGCCCUACUUUCCAAGGAAUGAAUGAUUGCAGGGCAGGCGUCACCUGCGCCCUUGCUAAUAUCACGACCGAGGACACCUCGCAAGAAAUGCCGCAAGGCUUCCAGUCCAGUAAUGUUAUCCAUCCAGCUUUCCUGGAACAGCUCAUCGAGAUGUACUGGCCAAUUUUCGGUGCUGGGCACAAGCCCCUCGAUACGGUCUACCUCCCUUCCUCGAUUGGAGAAAUGACAGUAUCUAGGAACGUUACCGAGCUCACGAGUAAACCUGGGAACUCUCUUCGAGGAUACUGCCGAGGCGUUGCGCCCUUAAUGCACCCUAAGCCGGUGCAGGUAUCGAUGUUCGCGACUGCUGGUGUUGUUGAGUUGAUUAUCAAGGUCGAAAACCUGACCAUUUCCCCGAUUCUGGAACGAGAGAUGGCAGCAGAAGAAGGGUCACACAGAGAGCUCUGCUUCAAGCUAGAUUGGGAGCCUGUCGUGGAGAACGCUCACCUCUUGAACGGAGCGGCCGCGCCCCAGGCCAAUGGCACCGUAACGGAUACGGUGCUUAAAGAAUCUUCGCAAAAUGGCGACUUGAACACUAUACAAGCCAAAGUAGUGAUUGUACACGGAGACUCCGAGGCCCAGGUCAAACUUGCAUCAGCUCUGGCUGAUGCGUUGGAGCGAUCGGCCGGACAGAGACCAGAAAUCGGCACUCUCGGCAAAGUGCAAGGUAGCGAGAAACUGUGCAUAUUCAUCUCAGAGCUCGGCGAACCCUUGCUAUCAUCGCUCACGUCGACACAGUUUACAGAGUUGCAGAAGCUGCUGACAGCAGUGCAAGGUAUACUAUGGACUGUACGGGGUGCAUAUGCGGAGUCUGCGAAACCCGAUACCAACAUGGUCACGGGGCUCAGUCGAAGCAUCCGGUCUGAGACUCUACUCAAAUUUGCAACACUUGAUUUGGAUCCGCAGUCUGAAAUGACCGAGGAGCUCACUGUCCAGACAAUCUUGAAGAUCUUCACAUCCACUUUUGGCUCUAAAGCGGAUUCGGAGGGCGAGUUGGAAUACAUGGAGAGGAAAGGCUCAUUGUUCACUCCUCGGAUCGUCAAUGAUGAAGAGAUGAACGAGUACGUGCACAAGCAAAUAAAUGCUUCGGUACUUGAGCCAACACCGUUCUCUGCAGAUGGGUGCGCGUUGAAGAUGACAAUUGGAACUCCUGGCUCUUUCGAUACCCUUCAUUUCGUCGAAGAUGCGUCUGUUGAAGCAUCGCUUGCCGAGGAUGAGAUCGAGAUUGAGGUCAAAGCUAUUGGCAUGAACGCACAGGAUCUCCUCGUCGCGCAUGCCCAGCUGGAAACCAACGAUUUUGGCAUGGAAUGCAGCGGCAUUAUUACCAGGGUCGGAGCCACGGUCCUCAACUUCUCGCCCGGCGACAAAGUGGCCGCAAUCUCGAUGUCUCAUAGUACCUAUUCGAGCUACACUCGCACCAAAGCUGCGUUUGCCCUCAAGAUCGCAGACGCAUUGCCCUUCGAAGCUGCCGCAACGAUCCCGAUUGCACACAGCACUGCGUACUACGGUCUCAUCGAUCUCGCACGACUUCAGCAAGAGGAGAUAGUACUGGUUUACGACGGUGCCAGCCCCGUUGGCCAGGCUGCCGUCGCAUUGGCGCGGGUGUCUGGUGCUGAGGUCUUCGCCACGGUUGGUACUGCUGAAGAGAAAGAGAUUCUCAUGCAGUCUUGCAACGUCGCAAGCGAUCACAUCUUCUCCAACCACUACGGAUCGUUUGGUCAGGGAAUCCGCCACAUGACCCAGAAUCAAGGCGUCGAUGUGGUGCUGAAUUGCACUGCUACCGAUGCCGAAAGGUCUAGGGAAUUAUGGCAGACGCUUUCCAGCUUUGGGCGUUUUGUAGCCAUCGGCAAGAGUUCGAAAUUCGACACCACCCGGAUUGACAACAAUACCAGCUUCAUGUCGGUUGACCUGAUCUCGAUCGCUACUCGAAGACCAAAGAUAGUGGAGCGGCUGGUGUCCAACGUUUCUGGACUUCUCGACGCAGGAAAAAUUGCACCCCUUGAUUCUAUCACCACCUUCCCGAUUUCGGACGUAGAGACCGCGUUUAAGGUCUUGCAAAGUGGUAACGUGGGUGGCAAGCUUGUUGUCUUACCAAGAGUCGAUGAUACCGUCAAGGCGACCAUCUCAAGCAAGAACAAUAAGCUCCUCAAAGAAGACGCCUCUUAUGUCCUAAUUGGAGGCACUGGAGGACUCGGUCGAAGUAUGGCUCGAUGGAUGGCCGGCAAAGGUGCCCGUAACAUCGUUCUGGUCUCAAGAACCGGGUCCGCAACUGGUAAAGUCAAGGAGCUGAUCGACGAGCUUGCUGUGCUCGGAGCCAAUGUGAUUGUGCGACCUUGUGAUGUCGCAAAUACUAGCUCGGUCAAUCAUCUUAUCGAGAAAGAGCUCGCUGGCCUGCCUCCCGUUCGAGGUGUGGUUCAUGGCGCGAUGGUGCUUCGUGAUGUAUUGUUCGAGAAGAUGACCUUCGAAGAGUAUUCAACGGUUAUCGAGAGCAAGGUUCGCGGCGCCUGGAAUUUCCACAACGCGCUCCAGAACCAAGCUCUGGACUUCUUCGUCGCCAUUUCAUCAGCCGCUGGUGCCGUGGGCAACCGAGGCCAGGCCGCAUACUCCGCGGCCAACACGUUCCUCAACGCAUUUGUCCAGCACCGCGUCAGUCUCGGCUUGCCGGCCUCCUCAAUCGACUUGACCGCUGUAUCCGACGCCGGGUACCUGGCCGAAAACGCCGACGCUGCAGCCGAGGUGGCCAAGAACCUGGGAAGCGACACGAUCUGCGAAGCCGAGGUGCUGGCCCUCCUCGAAGCCGCCAUCAACGGCCGCCUGGCCUCCGCCUGCAACAACCAUACGAUCACCGGCGUGCGCAUCACCCCGACCCCCCCCUUCUGGACGAACGACGCCAAGUUCAAGCACCUGCGCCUCGCGGCGGCGGAGGAAGCGGCCAGGUCCAACGACAGCUCUUCCAACCCCGACGCCGUCAUCUCCUUCCACGCGGCGCUCAAGGCCAGCAAGACGCUCGAGGAGGCGCAGGACGUCGUGUGCCGCGGCCUGCUGAACAAGCUGCCCUCGGUCCUGAUGAUCGAGGCUGAGGACAUGGACGUCACGCGGCCCCUGUCCAACUACGCGCUGGACUCGCUCGUCGCCAUCGAAGUGCGGAACUUCAUCACCCGCGAGUUCGAGGCGAACCUGCAGGUUCUGGAGCUGCUGUCCAGCGGGUCCAUCGAGACUCUGGCCAAGGUCAUCUGCGGCAAGAGCAAGAUUUUGAAGUUGUAA